AUGUGCUUUCGGGUGACGGCCGGGAAGUUCCUCGAGUUUCUUGUACAUAGGUAUGGUGUCGAGGCAGAUGAAGACAAGGUCAAGUCUAUCAAAGCAAUGCCUCACCCACAUUCUCAAAAGGAGUUAAAGAAGUUCCUCAUGAAGGUGUCUUAUAUUCGGAGGUUUAUCCUAACACUUGCAGAGAUCUCUGCCCCUUUCGGUUCAUUGUUGAAAGGAGAUGCCAAGUUUGAGUGGAACCAAGAGCACCAAAAGGCCUUCGAGAGAAUCAAGGCGGCCUUGACCUCGCUUCAGACCAUGAUAGCCCCGCAGCCCGGGGUACCUCUAAUGUUGUACUUAACUUCAACCCCCAAGUCCAUAAGGGCAUUAUUAGUCCAAGAUGUAGAUGGAGUAGAACGCCCGGUGUAUUACAUCAGCCGGAAGAUUCGAGGAGCAGAAGUCCGAUAUACUCCAGUAGAGAGACAUUGUUUAGCUUUGGUAUUCACUGCCCAAAAGCUCAGACAUUACUUCUUAGCACAUCAGAUUCAGAUUGUUACUAGAAGUGAUCCAAUCCGAUACCUCCUCAACAAGCCUGCUCUAACCGGGAAGGUGGCAAGAUGGUUGUUAGCACUGGGUGAAUUCGAAAUCACAUGUGUAGCUCCCAAGGCAAUCAAAAGCCAAGCCUUAGCCGAUCUCCUUGCCCAAUUUCCAAGUGGUGACUAUGAACCAGUGAAUGAAGAAUUAAGAGGAGAAGUGCAUGCAGCUAUGGCUUCCGAGGAAAGUUUCUGGACAUUGAGCUUUGACGGAGCAGCAGCCGGAGGGAAAGGAGGAACCGGGAUAGUCCUUACAAGCAAAAGUGGAGAAAAGUUAUAUUUGUCUUAUAAACUAGAUUUCCAUUGUUCGAAUAAUGAAGCCGAGUAUGAGGCUCUUAUUUUGGGCUUGAUAGUAGCUGAGAAGCACAAUAUCAAAAUGAUUCGGAUUCGGAGGGACUCAAAGUUGAUAGUGAAGCAAGUUUCAGGACAGUUCGUCUUAAAGGAGCCUACCUUGGCCACAUAUCGAACAACAGUCCAAAGGCUUCUUAACAAAUUUCAGAAGGUCGAAAUAGAGCAUGUGCCUCACUCCGACAACAAGUUUUCAGAUGCCCUUGCAACAUUAGAGGCAAGAGUUGACAUUCCAGAGGAAGAGGCGACAAUUAUUAUCAAGAAGAGAAUAGAACCUUCAAUAAUACCCAAAGACAAAGACCUUCCGGCAAGAGUUGACAUUCCAGAGGAAGAGGCGACAAUUAUUAUCAAGAAGAGAACAGAACCUUCAAUAAUACCCGAAGACAAAGACCUUCCGAAGGACUGGAGAGGAGAAGUCCUCGAACAACUCAGAAGCAAAGUUGGAAAACUGACUAUGGCCAAGCUUGCCCAAUUCAUAAUUAUUCAAGCUGAACUUUACUUCCGAGGGGGUACCGGAUUCCUAGCCCGAUGUGUUGGCCAACAAGAAGCAAGCUUCUGA
Camellia sinensis is the source of this 1476-nucleotide messenger RNA. Lineage: Eukaryota; Viridiplantae; Streptophyta; Magnoliopsida; Ericales; Theaceae. The record is from RefSeq and is a predicted model, not a curated record.